AUUAGUUUGGUUUAGUAGUCUCUCAAUUGAAAAAAAACUAUGAAUUUUUUGAUUGCUUUAGCUUUAUUGUCAUCGGUAGCCCUGUGCCAGGCCGUCGUUGGUUUGGGUGGUCUAGGCUUUUAUGGUGGACUCGGCGGUGGCUAUUAUGGCGGUCUCGGACUCAGUAGCGGUUACGGCAAAGUCUAUGGUGGUUACGGCUAUCCGUCCUAUGGAGGAGGACUAGGCUAUGGGUUAGGCUAUGGAAAGUCAUACGGAGUUGGUUUAAGCGGUUUGGGCUAUGGUUUAGGCUAUGGAAAGUCAUACGGAGUUGGUUUAAGCGGUUUGGGCUAUGGUUUAGGCUAUGGAAAAUCAUACGGAGUUGGUUUGGGCGGUUUGGGCUAUGGCGGCUUGGGUUACAGUAGUUUGGGCUAUGGUAGCGGACUCGGAAAGUCAUACUAUGGCGGCUAUGGUCUAGGCUAUGGUAAAUCAUACGGAGUCGGUUUGGGUGGUCUCGGCUAUGGCUUGGGCUACGGAAAAUCAUACGGAGUUGGUUUGGGCUAUGGCUCAGGUCUGAGCUAUGGUAGCGGACUCGGAAAGGCAUACUAUGGCGGCUAUCCGUCCUAUGGUGGCUAUUAUGGUGGCUAUUAUUAA
This is a messenger RNA of Oppia nitens, 630 nucleotides long. RefSeq names its product keratin-associated protein 6-2-like. The coding region runs from base 40 to 630 and encodes 196 amino acids. The record is from RefSeq and is a predicted model, not a curated record. The transcript has 3 exons. NCBI's taxonomy places the organism in Eukaryota, Metazoa, Arthropoda, Arachnida, Sarcoptiformes, Oppiidae.